AGGAGUAGGAGGAGUUGGAGGAGGAGGAGGAGGAGGGACUCUGAGGGACUCUGAUGACGCCGCCCUGUCUGAGGGCGCUGCCGCGCAGGGCAGCCCGCGCGCCAGCCCUGGGGGGGGGAAUACAGCCUGCCUAGGAUGGAGAGAGCGCACGGGCCAGCGGCCUCCGCAGAGGCCCAAAACGCCCCGACGGGCCGAAGGCACCCCGCCGCGGGCCCCCAAUGGGGCCCGAGCGGAGGCCAAGAAAACCGAAGAACUGAGGGCCGCGCAUUCGGGGCCCCCGACGGGGCCCCGACAGCACGGGGAUGCAGACCAUACCCCCCCCCCCAGGGUGCCAGGAAGGAGUCCUCCUGCUCCGCCUAGGAGGAGGAGGAUAGGAACAGCUGCGCCUUGACCCGCCAUUCCUCUAAGUCGUGCUGCGCGGCGCUCUCCAUCAGCCGCAUGCCGCUUGCCACCAGCGCCAGCCACUCCCGAAAAUCAUGAGUGUGCUCGUCACUGCCUCCCAGCGCCGACGCCGUUACGACAAGGCUGUCGAUGCUGGUGCCAGAGCUUCCGUGCUCCACCGUCUCGUAUACGUCACCGUGAUGAUCCAGCUCACCUGCGGGACCACCCAGCUCGCCUACAUGAUGACCCAGCUCACCUACGCGAUGACCCAGCUCACCCCCGAGAUGACCCAGCUCACCUGCACGAUGAUCCAGCUCCCCUGCGCGAUGACCCAGCUCACCUCCAUGAUGACCCAGCUCGCCACCACGCUUAACCUCCUGCCCCGCCGUCGCCGUCAAAUUGCCCGAGAGCUGCGGGAAAGGCGGGAUGACGGGCAGGCCGACCGUCUCCACUAUGCUGUCGUUGCCCAGGCGCCACUCCGCGUAGCGCUGCGCCCUGGACCUCUCCACUUUCUCGUACAGCUCCGCAUUGGCUUGGAAAACCUCCGCGAGACCUCGAUGAACCAGCUCAACUCCGCCAUGACCCAGCUCACCUACACGAUGACCCAGCUCACCUGUAGGAUGACCCAGCUCGCCACCGCGAUGACCCAGCUCUUCACCGCGAUGACCCAGCUCACCUGCCAGAUGUCCCAGCUCACCUGCCAGAUGUCCCAGCACCCCUCCUUGAUGACCCGGCUCACCUACACGAUGACCCUGCUCGCCACCAAGAUGAUCCAGCUCUCCUCCGCGAUGACCCAGCUCACCUACAAGAUGACCCAGCUCACCAACUCGAUGACCCAGCUCACCUACAGGAUGACCCAGCUCACCACCGCGAUGCCCCAGCUCCAGUGCGCUUUGACCCGCUUCCCGAUGCCAGCGCUGCCAGCUGUCCUCAGCCAUGCAGUCCUCGCCGCCAUCCUCGUCAGCGUCAGAGUCCACCAUCUCGAACCACUGCACGCCACCGCCUAAUCCACAUCCCGCGGCGUGCUGCUGCGGCUCCUCUUUCUCUUCUUGCGCUCCUUCUCCUUCCCCUCCUUCUUCGACUUCUUGCCCUUCUUGUCCUCCUCCGUCUCCGCCAGCUUCUUCUCCUUCUUCUCCUUCUUGUACUUCAUGUCCUCCUGCACCUGGCCGGGCGUCAUCUCGGGCCGGCUGCCCAGCCACUGUGCAGGCGGGACCUUGCAGCGCGACACGUUUCUUCCCGAACGCGAACGAGAGCACUGCGAGCUGCGCGUCGCCUCCGUCAGCUUCGCCCGCAGGGAUGGCCUCUCGGCGGGCCAUUCCCAAUCUCCUGGGGGCGGCUGCAGGGGCUCCUCCUCCUUGGCGUCCUCGAUCGCCAGCUGAGGAGCCCUCGAAGGCCUUGGCCUCUCCGCGGGGGCCGCCUGGGCUGGCGCCAUCGCCAUCACGGCCGCCUCCACACCCGCGCGCACGCCCGCCUGCACCGCCGCCGCGACGAUGCCCUGGUCCCGCGUGCACUGCCAUGGCGCUCGACUGGCUGCAGCCGAAUCGCGCCAUGCCAUGAGCGGCUCGGGUGCGCUGCGCCCCUUUCAAGUGCGCGCACCCAACCCCUCUUGGCCCCAGAGGGGGAAAGGGGCUAGGAGGAGGAGGAGGAGGAGGAGGAGGAGGAGGAGGAGCGGGAGGGCCGAGCACAACAUCGGCCGCGGCGCUGGAGCUGCGGCGCGCGGGGCCGGCGGCGCUGCGAGGCGGCGAGCUGCAGCGGCGCCGCGCUCGAGUGGUCAGCGCUUUUAUAGUCGGCGUUUCGACA
Molecule: messenger RNA, 2181 nt
Organism: Prorocentrum cordatum
Lineage: Eukaryota; Dinophyceae; Prorocentrales; Prorocentraceae
Source: the annotation of a GenBank genome assembly